AUGAUAGCAAUUACAGCUUAGCUACUUCACGAUUUCAAAUAUUUUGGCGAUGGCAUUACCAAGUUCCUCCAGCUUACUCUCAACCGAUGUCAGAAGGUUGGAAGGGAAGAUUGCCAUCAUCACUGGCGGUGCUAGCGGCAUCGGUGCGUGCACUGCUAGAAUCUUCUGCAAACAUGGAGCGAAAGUGCUGAUAGCUGACAUUCAAGACGAUUUAGCCAAAUCCGUCUGUGAUUUGGGACCUGAAUCUGCUUUCUUCGUUCAUUGUGAUGUCACAAAGGAAGAAGAGGUCAAAAAUGCCGUAGAUACUGCCAUCUCUCACUUUGGAAAGCUCGAUAUUAUGUUCAACAAUGCCGGUAUCGUUGGACCUAUUCUCAAACCCAACAUUCUAGAUAGCAGUAUCUCGGAAUUCCAACAGGUUCUUAAUGUGAACCUUGUGGGAGCUUUCUUGGGGACAAAGCAUGCAGCACGGGUGAUGAUUCCCACUGGUCGAGGUAGCAUAAUCAACACCGCUAGCAUCGCUUCAACAUUUGGUGGAGCUGCGUCACAUGCUUACACAAGUUCAAAACAUGGUAUGCUUGGGUUGAUGAGGAAUGCUGCGGUGGAGCUGGGACAAUAUGGCAUCCGAGUGAAUUGCGUGUCGCCAUAUAUGGUGGUUUAUGAAGAGAUAACAAGGAAUAUGUUGAAGCUGCCUGGAGUUGCAAAUCUUAAAGGAGAGAUUCUAGAGCCAGAGGAUGUGGCGGCUGCAGCACUUUUCCUGGCAAGCGAUGAGUCCAAAUAUGUUAGUGGACACAAUAUGAUCCUUGAUGGAGGUUUUACUGUUACAAAUUCAGGUUUUUCCAUUUUUAAUUUGAACCUAGACUCUACAUUCGACAAAUAAUCUCCCGAAGUCAAAAGAUAAUCUGAACGUUAUCAGGUAAAUCUAAAUAAGUGGUUUUUCUCUUUCUUCAAGAGCUGGCCAAUAUGUCUGUUGUUUGUUUUUUCAAUUAUGGUUUUGCUGGGAUCUGGUGCGCUAGUGUUGGCACCUCCGUCUUGUAACCAUGGUUGAGUCCUCCGUCUUGUAACCAAGG
Molecule: messenger RNA, 1067 nt
Organism: Rubroshorea leprosula
Lineage: Eukaryota; Viridiplantae; Streptophyta; Magnoliopsida; Malvales; Dipterocarpaceae
Source: the annotation of a GenBank genome assembly